CAAAAAAUUUAUAUAUAAUUCUUCUGCGGCCCCUUUGAAGGACAUUUACUUGUUCGGAUAUUCCCGUGCUGAAGUACAGUACUCGCCGAAAGUAGCAGUAUCGAAAUGUUGGCGCGAUUUAUUACGGCCUUAGGAAGACGGAUUCAUCGCUGCCCAGAUGACUGACCGGCGAUCGACUGACCAUACGUACGGUCACCUUGGGGAAGCUACUUAUGAUACUGUUGAGAAGAAAUGGAGUUUCUCACGUAUUCCUGUUUUAUCAAGCAUAAUCCGACCAAUCCAACCAUUACAACCAUGCAUUCCGCCAUCUGCGCAAUCGAAGCCCGAGGCACAAAGGAAUGCUACAGAUAGAGCAUCUAACAGAGCUCGCGACCAGAAGAGGUCGCUCAUCCGAGAGAUCCCCCAAAUAGGAGCUGCGGCUUCCGUGUUAGGGCCUCUUGUACGAACUGCGGCAGUCGGGGCCUCCAAGACACGUCCGACGGGCGGUGACCUGGUCGCCAGCGGGACUGCCAAAGUACUGUCGAAACACCACAGUGACCGCUCCAUCAACGUGCUAGCCGUUGCGCAUGGCGAAGCCGGACAUGUCCUGCGACUGAUUAAACCCCGGCUUGAGGACCACACCUGGGAUGGCGACGAUUCCGUGAAGCUGCGUUUGCUGAACCCCAGCACCUCAGAGGAUGGCUACUGGCUUGACGGCGCCGGAUCGAUUGAACAAAUCGUAUUCUCGUCAGGUAUAGAAGGCGAUAGGUCUUGGUUGGCUGUGCGGAAACUGGCAUCGACGACUAUACUACAACCGGUAUAUCAGAGAACACCAGGUCCAGCACGAGUGCCGCCGGGGUUUCAAGAUAAAUAUAGACCGUCGCUCUUGGAUCCGAAUCCAGCGGUUACUAUCACGAGCGUGAUGACGAAUGGGAGGAAUCAUGCUGAUGUGGCGUUUAAUCCUUGGUAUCCGCGCCAGUUUGCAGUUCUGGAUGAGGAAGGGUACUGGAGCGCUUGGGAUAUUGAGGGUCGGAAACGCGCUGGGUCAAAGAUGGCUACUCCAGGAAAGUCGGGGUAUAUACUCGAUGACAGGGCGGAGAGUGAUCUUUCGUUGGAUAUUGCUUCGAAUGGAUGGGGCAGGAUACUCUGGGCUGGAAAUGUCAGUACGAUAGUGGUGUGCAACGACCGUCACCUAGCGGUGUUUGAUCUCAAAGCUCAUCCCAUACGACUGCGGAGCCCGGACUUGGUGCCCAGUGGGUCGUUUGGGCGUAUUCUGGAGGUCAAGCGCAGCCCGCUUCAGCAUGACAAAGUUUUUGUUCUCACGAACAGUCGAUUAUUCCUCCUUCAGAUAAACACAGCGGGAGAGUGGCUCGAUGACACCGAUAGGACGGCCGGAGCGAAGAUUAUCAUGUCUUGUUUGCAUUAUCGGGAGGCGCAGGGGAAUUUGCUUAAAUUGGAGUUGCAUGAGGAAGGCGAUGUGUGUACGGCGUUUUUGGUUUCUUCGGGGAUGUUUUUGGUUAAUGUGUAUAAAUUCACGACGACGCCUGAUGCGGCAACACCGGUGACGUGGUCGACAGAUGCGUUCUCCUUAGAACGUGGGGCAGACGAAGAUACGCUGUCAAAGAUUGUGGGAUUUUGUGUCCUUCCAGCACCUCUUGAACGAAGUGAUGAGCGGCGCGCGUCUCGUAUGGAGAGAAAUUAUCUGGACCAUGGGAAUUUCCUGCAGGCCUUCGCUCUUGGAGAGAAUUUGGAGAUGUCACAAACCCUGCUUGCCGAGUGCCGCAUGGUGGCUGCGCCUGUGCCUGGAAAGCCGGCAAUAUACGAACGGAUAUCGCCACCUUCGGAGAGUCAAGCUGCACCACCUGAGGCCCAUUUUCUCUCUUCUCGGACAAUUGAUGACUUUGUCGUUCCUGAUGGGUUUGAAGACUACGAAUCUGGAAGCGAACGAAAGGCACCAGUCGUGAGGCUCUCGAUAGAAGAUGAUUUACCCGAAGAGCCAGCGCCGAAAGUAAUCGACGCCCAGCGCUGGUAUGAGCUGGCGACUAAAGGAAAAACUACGGAACCGCCUAGUCAGGAAGACUAUCACGAUGUAGAAAUUGAGAUGGCAGACUAUAUCCAGAAUAUUGUCGGCGGGAUUCAGCACAGGAGACAAGUUGGGCUGGAGGGUCUAUCUAGCUUUCACGAUUUAGCGGGCUUUGAGAAAUUUACUGAAGACGUCGAUGAUGGAGCUGCGUUGCUACAGGAUUUCAUCAAUAACUUCGAGGACAAUUAUGCGGAAAGUAGCAUGGCGGUUACUUUACAAUCCUCAGGCCUACUCAGAAUGCUAGACCUAGAACCGGAUGAGUCUUCCACCAACAACUUGCCGAACCUCUCAAACGUCUACGACAAGCUCGUCAACCUCUGGGUUACAUCUCUCCCCCAAAACACCCCCGGCAUGGCACGAAUCGCCAAAGAGAAGGUCGUCCGAAAUGUAGCGACAGAAUUAUGUCUAAGUUCCAUCCACGUCUCCAUCCGCGACAAAUCCGUUCCUCUACCUACCACCGCAGCACCCCAGGACCUUGAAGAGGGACCAAGCCUCACCCUACCCAUCCACGGCGGCCGACCACCUCUUUCACCACGAACACCCUCCCGUUCGCGCUUCAGCAGCCAACCCCUGCAAGACCACGGCUUCGAGCCCACCUCCAGUUAUGCCACUCCUGCGCCCUCGGAAUCUGCUCUCUCCGGUGAACCUGCUGAGGAUGCCGCCGUGUCGCGUCUCCGCGGGUACGCUCUCUCUAUCAAGUCACUAAAACCCCUCGGGCGGACAUGCGCAUCCAUCCUCGCGCAGUGGCCCGAGACACCCGGUUCCGACCCAUCAACAUACAUCUGGCGCCCCGACCAAAUCUCCGGCGCCGCAGAUGAAGAAGGAGACAGCGGCGAAGAAGCCGCGCGGCAGCGAGAAGAGAAGCGACGGCGACGAACAGAGAAAUUCCUCAAGCGCCAAAAGGGGGUAGCGAGUCCGCGACUGGCAACAGCAGUGCAGAGUAGCCAGCCGCCGCCGGUGGUGGAGAGCCAGCCGGCGUAUAGGUUCGCGGCGUCGUCGCAGGUGAUGGUUCAGAGCUCGAGUCAGGUGGAGGGGGGGUUGUCGAUGACGCAGCCGAGUGCGGGGGCGUUUGGGAGUAGGGCGGGGGUGGGGAAGAAGAAGAAGAGGAAGACGGGGUUUUAA
Molecule: messenger RNA, 3184 nt
Organism: Pseudogymnoascus verrucosus
Lineage: Eukaryota; Fungi; Ascomycota; Leotiomycetes; Thelebolales; Thelebolaceae
Exons: 2
Coding region: 158-3184 (1008 amino acids)
Biological process (GO): nucleolar large rRNA transcription by RNA polymerase I
Cellular component (GO): RNA polymerase I core factor complex
Molecular function (GO): RNA polymerase I transcription regulatory region sequence-specific DNA binding; RNA polymerase I general transcription initiation factor binding
Source: RefSeq, a predicted model, not a curated record